Mollisia scopiformis is the source of this 1216-nucleotide messenger RNA. Its product is annotated as mitochondrial RNA splicing protein-like protein. Gene Ontology annotation, cellular component: mitochondrial membrane. The record is from RefSeq and is a predicted model, not a curated record. Gene Ontology annotation, biological process: iron import into the mitochondrion. Lineage: Eukaryota; Fungi; Ascomycota; Leotiomycetes; Helotiales; Mollisiaceae. The transcript is spliced from 8 exons. Gene Ontology annotation, molecular function: ferrous iron transmembrane transporter activity. The coding region runs from base 187 to 1122 and encodes 311 amino acids.
GACCUGGUAACUCUCUCCACCAUACCUGCCCCGGACCAAAUCCCUUCUCUUACGAGCCUCUCGAACAGGAUCUUCAUCAGAGGAUCAUUGAAAAUCAACAAGAUACGUCCCGGCGAUCUCGGAGAAGUCGACAAUCUGGCUUUGACACCAAAGGCAUUCGGAGGAGACUCUGUGGUUGCGGUCCCAAUGGCCCAGCCAACCGCAGAGCCUGCAGAGGAGUACGACUAUGAGGGUCUUCCACCAAAUUUCUCUCUCCUGCAAAAUAUGACAGCGGGCGCCUUUGCAGGCAUAGCUGAGCAUACGGUCAUGUAUCCCAUUGAUGCGAUUAAGACCCGAAUGCAGAUUCUCAACCCUACCCCAUCCGCAGUCUACAAUGGUAUGAUACAAGGCGGUUACCGGAUAGCCACGGGGGAGGGAAUCCUCAGUUUAUGGCGAGGCAUGUCGAGCGUGGUCGUUGGAGCAGGACCGGCACAUGCUGUCUAUUUCGCAACAUAUGAAGCUGUCAAGCAUCUUAUGGGAGGCAACCAAGCUGGUGUUCAUCACCCUCUUGCUGCUGCUACUAGCGGAGCUUGCGCAACCAUUGCGAGUGAUGCCCUCAUGAACCCAUUCGAUGUCAUUAAGCAACGCAUGCAAAUCCACAACUCGAGCAAGAUGUACAAAUCUAUGAUGGAUUGCGCCAAGUAUGUCUACCGUACGGAGGGUAUCUCAGCCUUCUACGUCUCAUACCCAACCACCCUCUCUAUGACUGUGCCGUUCACAGCACUUCAAUUCCUCGCAUACGAGUCCAUUUCGACGACAAUGAACCCUUCGAAGACAUAUGAUCCCGUUACACAUUGUCUUGCCGGCGGUGUUGCUGGUGGUUUCGCGGCCGCUCUGACAACUCCUAUGGAUGUGGUCAAGACGAUGUUGCAGACGAGAGGUACAGCGAACGAUGCAGAAUUGAGAAAUGUCAAUGGUUUCAUGGACAGUGCGAGAUUAUUACAUCGACGAGAGGGAUUCCGUGGUUUCUUCAAGGGUGUUAGACCAAGAGUUGUUACUACAAUGCCAAGUACAGCUAUCUGUUGGUCGGCAUAUGAAGCUUGCAAAGCAUACUUCAUUCGCCAAAACGAUACCGUUGUCUAACCCUCACCCCAGCGACACGAGCGACCCUAAUGACAACGAACACCAAAAUUCCGACUUCCCUCUGCUUCCGGGAUCCAUAGCUCAUGAUACCUCU